Cimex lectularius (bed bug) is the source of this 1318-nucleotide messenger RNA. Its product is annotated as sugar transporter SWEET1. The transcript is spliced from 7 exons. Gene Ontology annotation, molecular function: sugar transmembrane transporter activity. The record is from RefSeq and is a predicted model, not a curated record. Gene Ontology annotation, biological process: carbohydrate transport. Gene Ontology annotation, cellular component: membrane. Bases 222 to 884 code for a protein of 220 amino acids. Lineage: Eukaryota; Metazoa; Arthropoda; Insecta; Hemiptera; Cimicidae.
CAGACAUCAUUCCCUUUCCCUCACUUGUCCCUACUCCCUCACAAGAGGCAGGUCUCCCUCCGGCUUCAUUCAUUCUUUCUACUUCGGCAUAUUUGAAUGAUAAGACUUCACUCGCUGUCAAAUUGGAAAGUAAGUCUCCUUGAAACUUUGAAAGCACGUGGCAAGAAGUUCCGUGAUCCGAUCAAUCAUUAAUCUAAGAAGCACGUGAUCAUUUCUUAAAGAUGGGACUUGCGGAUUAUAAAGAACUUGUUGGCUCUGCUGCUGGGUUUUGCACCGUAGCUCAAAUUUUUGCACCAGUAUUUAUUUGUAAAGAUAUUGUGAAGCAGGGAAAUACAGAAAAUGUCACGCCGUCCCCUUUUAUAGGUGGUUUGGGAAUGUCCUUGGUUGUACUUAAAUAUGGUCACAUAUUGAAUGAUGCGACAAUCACAUCAGUCAACUUAUUCGGUUUUGUUUUGAAUAUUUUAUACCUUUCAUUGUUUUAUUAUUACACUAAUGAAAGAGAACAAUUAUUAAAAAACACAAUUAAAAUUUUAUUAGGAGUCGGUGCCAUUUAUGGUUACACAGUGGCUGAAUUUUCACCGACAAGAUUGGAAUUUAAUUAUGGCAUUAUAAUUACAGUUCUAAUGCUUUUUCAUAUAGCCACACCACUUUUAGACCUAAAAACAAUAAUAGCAAAUAAAGAUACAGGAUCUCUACCCUUUCCCAUGAUAUUCAGUGGGGCAGUCGUAACAUUUUUGUGGCUCCUCUAUGGUAUAAUAAUUGAAAAUGCGUUCAUUCAGUUUCAAAAUGUGAUAGCUUUCUCGUUGUUAGCCUUCCAACUGCUUCUCUUUCUAAUUUAUCCACCACAGUACAAAGCAGAGAAAGAAACUAAAAAGAAAAUUUAGAAACUUCUUGUUUGUAAUCACAAUUUAGUAAGUACAAUCAAAACAAUUGGUUUUGUUUAAAUACAAGCCUAAAAUUUAAAUAGAAGUUUUAAAAUUUAAUACUGAAAAUUUGGAAUUUUUACAAACUCAUUCAUAAUCAUUAAACUGUACAGGUAAAAGAAAUAGAAAAACGUAGUACUCCAAUUGCUCUCUCAAUUAUCAGUAUUUCAUUGUAAUUUGUCAACCAGGCGACACAAAUUUAUUCUCUUUGAAGUGCUUUUGAAACUCUACCGGCUUCCUCCUCAGCCAUUGGUGGUUCAGUUACAAAAAGAUUAGAGCUUCAAAAGUACUACAGAGAGAAUAAAAUUGUUUGUUGUUUGAGUUCACUGUUAGCGAUCCUACACUGAAGAUAUGUAGUAUUUAAUAUAUAAAAGAGCGAAAGCAAAUCAUAAAGA